Molecule: messenger RNA, 1447 nt
Organism: Varanus komodoensis (Komodo dragon)
Lineage: Eukaryota; Metazoa; Chordata; Lepidosauria; Squamata; Varanidae
Gene: AGMAT
Product: agmatinase
Exons: 7
Coding region: 76-1245 (389 amino acids)
Molecular function (GO): agmatinase activity; metal ion binding
Source: RefSeq, a predicted model, not a curated record
GGCGCGCGGUGCGCCACGUCUGGGCACUUUCCUGCCACCGGAGGCGGCUGCACAUCGCCCUGGCUCCGCCGCAGCAUGGAGACCCUUCUUUCCUCCCGGUGUGGCCCCCUGCUCUGGGCAAAGAUGCGCAGAAGCAGCCUGGCUCGUGGCGCAGCGGUGUUCCCGGCGGGUUCCCAGCGCGCGUCCUCCCGGCUCCCCAAGCGCAGCGCGCUCGCCCCGCAGCGCACUGCUCCGGGCGGAUCGUUCUUGAGAAGCGGCGCCGGCCAGGGCGCUCUCCCUCCCCGCCGCUGGAAUUCAGAUUCCCGCUUCAACAUACCCCCCAGCGCCGAGUUCGUGGCCAGGCCGGUGGGGAUCUGUUCCAUGUUCAGGCUGCCCAUCCGGGACUCUGCCGACGGCCUGGACGCGGCUUUCGUUGGUGUCCCUCUGGACACGGGAACUUCCAACCGCCCUGGGGCCAGGUUCGGUCCUCGCCACAUCCGUGCCGAGUCUGGGAUGGUGAGGCGCUUCAACCCAAGCACUGGGGCAGACCCGUUCCAUUCCCUUGUGGUGGCCGACAUCGGCGAUGUGAACGUCAACCUUUAUAACCUGGCAGACAGCUGCAGACAGAUCCGGGAAGCCUUCCAAAAGAUCACGGCAGGGGGCUGCGUACCCCUCACACUGGGUGGAGACCACACCAUAACGUACCCGAUCCUGCAGGCUGUUGCUGGAAAGCAUGGCCCUGUGGGGCUGGUGCACGUGGACGCCCACACCGACACCGGCGAGCAGGCGCUGGGGGAGAAGAUCUACCACGGCACCCCAUUCCGGCGCUGCGUGGAGGAGGGGCUGCUGGACUGCCAGCGGGUCGUCCAGAUUGGAAUCCGCGGCUCGUCCUACUCUCCAGAGCCUUACAAGUACUGCCAGGACCAGGGCUUCCGGGUGGUGCUCGCGCAGGACUGCUGGCUGAAGUCCCUGGCGCCUUUGAUGGCAGAAGUGAGAAGGCAGAUGGGGGACAAGCCCGUUUAUAUCAGCUUCGACAUCGACGGAAUAGACCCUGCCUACGCACCGGGCACCGGGACGCCCGAAAUCGCAGGCCUCAGCCCUGCCCAGGCUCUGGAGAUCAUCCGUGGCUGCCGAGGUCUCGACAUUGUCGGGGGCGACCUCGUUGAAGUGGCUCCCAUGUACGAUGCUUCUGGCAACACGGCCCUCCUGGGAGCAAACCUGCUAUUCGAGAUGCUGUGCGCCCUCCCCAGAGUGAAGACAACAUAAACCAUGCGAGGGAAGCUUCCAUCUCAAGAUGAAAGGCCCUUCCGCCAUUCCCACCCAGAAUCAAGACGCCGUUUUCCACUUGAGCUGGAUUCAUGUGACUAACUUUCCACCUUCUGUGCAAUAACCAAGACAGCCGGAACUGUUCGUGGCUGUUUUCAUGGACAGUAAAAGUAUUAGUAAAAGCCACCAUAAUUUUCUAGAA